GCCUUUAACACCAUCAGUGAGGGAUUUCAGCUCCUGUUGAGUGCCUGGCCCCAGAAGCAUUGCUGCCUUUAACACCAUCAGUGAGGGAUUUCAGCUCCUGUUGAGUGCCUGGCCCCAGAAGCGCUGCUGCCAGGUGCAGUUGUCCAGCAGCUCUGCAGGUCUGCCGGCAAUGGCAGGAUGGGCCCCAGUGCAAUCUUCCCCAAAAUGUGCACUGUACCCAAAUGUAAGUUAUUAUACACCACAACCAAGCUUCACCUGCGUGCUGAGUGAAGUCGUGCACUGAGCUCAAAGCAUCACCUUUGCUCUGAAGCUGUGAGGCCUGGCUCUAGGCACACAGGGUGACCUGCUCUGAGGGCACACCUGUGGCACCUGCACCCGAGCCCCCCUGGUGUCACAGGCCCUUCAUGCCGGGAUGAGAGGUCUGACCCUGGCCCCUCCUUCUCCACAGAGGCUGCAGAAGCUGCUCUUCAGGAACAGCACCCCCCUGUUCAGCAGCCAGUGGGCAGCAGCACGCUUCAGCUUCCACCAGGCACACUCCGACCUGGCCUACGCGCUGGAGGCAGGACAGGGAGGAACGGGAGCCAUUGUGGCAGCUGUACAAGCACACAUCAUCACAUACCUGCUCUUCACAAGAGAGACAGAAUCUACUCACCUGGAAAGGCUGUGCCAGGUCGGGCGGGGGGAGCAGGGGCAGGCACUGGCCACGGCCCUGGCAGAGACCCUGUGGGCAGCAGGAGGAGGGGGCAGAGCCGUCGUGUGCCUCGUCACCGCCCCUGUCACCGUGACGCCACGUGAAGGCUGCAGAGCCAACAGCUUCACAGAGAGAAUCCGGCUGUUUGAGUUCUCGGAGAAAGCUGCUGCUCAGGGGUUCAUCUCUGAUCACAUAAACUGUGCCGUGCUCAGCCUGCUCCUCACGGGGCGGGCGCGCCCGCGGGCGCUCGGCGGCACCGGGGACCCGGAGCGCGGCGCUGGCGAUGGGCACGGCGAGCCCCGGGGCCAGCGGGGCCCCGAGCCUGGCACUGCCCGGGGUCCCGGCACGGUCCGGGGUUCCUGGCACGGCCCGGGGUCCCGGCACGGCCCGGGGUUCCUGGCACGGCCCGGGGUUCCUGGCACGGCCCGGGGUUCCUGGCACGGCCCGGGGUUCCUGGCACUGCCUGGGGUUCCUGGCACGGUCCGGGGUUCCUGGCACUGCCCGGGGUUCCUGGCACGGCCCGGGGUUCCUGGCACACGUCCCCCUGCGCAGGUGAGCCCCGCGCUGCGGACGCCCCGGCUGCCCGUGUGGCUGUGCAGCCUCUCGGGCAGGCACAGCGUGCUCUUCGGCACCGACAGCCGGCUGCUCUCCGACUGGAAAUCCGAGAGAAUUUUCCACCUGUACUUCCACAGCGGGCAGCAGGAGCAGACCCGAACUGCCCACCUGACAAUAGGUACGGACCCAGGCUUGCCAGGGACUGAGGUAUGGGCAUCACAGACAACUGACUGGGUUUUUAAGAUUUUUUUAGACAUUUCUUUUUCAUUUCCUUUUCAGACACUCAUUCACAUCACUGGGAAGAGGCUCAGAGAGAAGGGCCCUGCAGCCCAGGGAGGAGGCGCCCAGCCCUGGAGAUGGCAAUCAGGACCAAGUGGGCCGGUGCGACCGUCAGCUGGAACGGGACCGACCCCUUCUUCUGAGGAGCGACCUUUGGUGCAUUGA
This is a messenger RNA of Prinia subflava (tawny-flanked prinia), 1690 nucleotides long. RefSeq names its product MINDY family member 4B (gene MINDY4B). The record is from RefSeq and is a predicted model, not a curated record. The coding region runs from base 413 to 1690 and encodes 425 amino acids. The transcript is spliced from 8 exons. Gene Ontology annotation, molecular function: cysteine-type deubiquitinase activity; K48-linked deubiquitinase activity. Gene Ontology annotation, biological process: protein K48-linked deubiquitination. NCBI's taxonomy places the organism in Eukaryota, Metazoa, Chordata, Aves, Passeriformes, Cisticolidae.